Messenger RNA from Nymphaea colorata (pocket water lily), 1348 nucleotides. Its product is annotated as caffeoylshikimate esterase-like. Gene Ontology annotation, molecular function: lipase activity. The record is from RefSeq and is a predicted model, not a curated record. Bases 48 to 1226 code for a protein of 392 amino acids. NCBI's taxonomy places the organism in Eukaryota, Viridiplantae, Streptophyta, Magnoliopsida, Nymphaeales, Nymphaeaceae. The transcript is spliced from 8 exons. Gene Ontology annotation, cellular component: membrane.
CUUUCUGUCUCAAACCUUUAAGCGAGAGAGAGGAAUCAAUAUCAACCAUGGCUGCUUUGCAGGUAAGACCGCAACUUUGCUGGGGAGGAUCCGGCGGAGGGAGGAGGGCAGCAGGCGGGGGGAAGAUGGCAGCCGCGAGAGUCCGAGUCCUAUCGGUCGCCGCAAAAGGCGGGAAGACGCCGGAGGUGAAGAGGAUCGAGGGCGUGAGUGAGGAGCUGAAUGCCAUUGCUCGGCAGAACAUCGACUUCGGGACGAUGCGCCGGCGGGUCCGAUCUGCCUUCAUCGACACGCAGCAGCAGCUCGAUCAUCCCCUCUUCAAGUUGGCACCAUCGGGGAUACAAAUGGAAGAGAGAUAUGAAGUGAACUCGAGAGGCUUGGAGAUCUUUUGCAAGAGUUGGUUUCCCCCAUCAUCUGACGAUGUUGGUCUCAAAGGAUGCGUCUUCUUCUGCCAUGGCUAUGGCGAUACCUGUACCUUCUUCUUCGAAGGAAUUGCCAAAAGGAUUGCCGCUGCUGGAUAUGGAGUUUUUGCAAUGGACUAUCCAGGGUUUGGUCUUUCACAAGGGUUGCAUGGGUAUAUUCCCAGUUUUGACAAAUUAGUAGAUGGUGUGAUUGAACACUACGCCAAAGUUAGAGAAAAACCUUUAAUAAAAAGGUUGCCACAUUUCCUCUUUGGCCAAUCUAUGGGGGGAGCUGUUGCUCUGAAAAUUCAGCUUAAGCAACCUGAUGCAUGGGAUGGUAUGAUACUCGUAGCUCCCAUGUGCAAGAUUGCGGCAGACGUUACACCAUCUAACACUGUGAUAAAGAUUGCAUCCUUGUUGUCAAUUAUUCUGCCAAAAGCAAAGCUCUUUCCACGACAAGAUCUAAGUGAAUUGAUGUUCCGAGAACCUGAUAAGAAAAAAAUGGCUCAGUUUAAUGUGAUCGCUUAUGAUGAUAAAAUGAGAUUAAGGACUGGAAUUGAGCUGCUGAAGACCACUAAAGAUAUUGAAUCUCGAGUGCGAGAGGUAUCAGCUCCUUUAUUAGUUCUUCACGGAUCUGGGGACAUGGUGACUGAUCCUCAAGUGAGUGAAUUUCUUUAUGAAAACGCAAGUAGCAGUGAUAAAACCUUGAAGUUAUAUGAAGGGGGCUAUCACUGCAUCCUGGAAGGAGAGACUGAUGAGAGGAUUUUCCAAGUCUUAAACGAUAUUAUCUCCUGGCUUGAUGUCCAUUCUAUGUUGCAAAGUGCAUAAUUCUCCGGAUUUAAGCUAUUAUGUUGUUCCUGUUUUAGCUGUGAGUUGGUGUGUAUCUUUGUUCGUCCCCAGUUGUGUGCAAUAAUAAAACCCCAUGUUUUCUAUACAAAUUUUUCGUUCUA